This is a messenger RNA of Oncorhynchus gorbuscha (pink salmon), 6882 nucleotides long. RefSeq names its product HIVEP zinc finger 2b (gene hivep2b). NCBI's taxonomy places the organism in Eukaryota, Metazoa, Chordata, Actinopteri, Salmoniformes, Salmonidae. Bases 638 to 6457 code for a protein of 1939 amino acids. The transcript has 7 exons. Gene Ontology annotation, biological process: regulation of transcription by RNA polymerase II. Gene Ontology annotation, cellular component: nucleus. Gene Ontology annotation, molecular function: DNA-binding transcription factor activity, RNA polymerase II-specific; RNA polymerase II cis-regulatory region sequence-specific DNA binding. The record is from RefSeq and is a predicted model, not a curated record.
GCACUGCAGUGCCUUAGACCACCGUGCCACACGGGAGGUCCUGAAUAUUCUAUUCUAUUCUACUAUUCUAAAGUUGAAGUUGUCUGCUGUGUUUUGAACCUCUAGCUGAGAUGUGGCUGUCUGUUGUGUGCCAACCAUUGGUAAAAGCAGAGUAUUGACAAGUGUUUUCCCCCCACACCGAGACUGUGUAUCUGUCUGCUGUGUUGGAGAAAGUGUCCUAAACCGUGGGCUGUUGUGUAAUCCCUCACUGGGCCCCUUGCUAUUUCUGUGCCUGGGUCCCGCGUCACGCUUGGGUAUUUUCUCUGGUGACUAGCUCACAUCAAUAGAUCUCCUAAUGCACGCUCAGUCAGCCAGCAUCAGCGGCUGCAACGUCUGAUUGAUACGAUUUUACCCUCGCUAAAUCUGAUCAUAAUUGCUUAUGCUAUUACUAUAGCCCAGGGAUGUGGAGAAUGGACAGCUGUUAUUUGCAAUAUGAGGAAUGUGACAUGUGACUGGCGAUGUGGGACAAGAAGAGAGUAUACUAAUGUCAGAUGACCCUUUCCUGCAACCAGUGCUAAUAUUACUACUACAGUAAAAUAACAGACUUUAUCAUCUGUAGGAAAUCAACCCUGAAGAGGAAGGUGACAUUGGAAUCGUCAUGGAGUCACUAGAAACUACUGCAGAGGUGAAAAGCUCUAAAGAGGCUCUGGAUAAGACAGUUCCCCAGAGAAAGUCAGCAGCACCUAUGACUGCCCAAACUAAAAUGCCCCCCUCGGCUGAUUCGGAAGGGGAGGGGUGGCAUCUAUGCCCAGAACCAGAAGAGGACCAGAGUAGAACCACAUAUUGUUCAACAGAUAUGUCUGACUCAGGGAAACUCAGACAAUUAGAAGGGAAAUCACUACGUCAAUUACAGGAUCAACCCUGCAGUCAUCCUCAUUACAACGUAUUAACCUCAUAUCCACCACAGGAGAGACAGACAGUUCCCUUUGCUAGACAGAAAACAGCAGAUCACUUGCUUUCUGCACUGCCACUUGUCAGCUGUGGAGGGCCCUCUCCUCAGAGGAGCUCCCCCAGUUUACCCGUGUCUCUCCAACACUGUUCCCAGUCAGGAAUAGAGGAACUAUCCAAGGAGGUGUGUAGUAAGUUGGAGCAGAAGCAGCAACAGAGACCUGGGAAGUAUGUUUGUGAUUAUUGUGGGAGGGCAUGUGCCAAACCCAGCGUACUUAAGAAGCAUAUUCGCUCACAUACUGGGGAGAGACCCUACCCCUGCGUGCCCUGUGGUUUCUCCUUCAAAACCAAGAGCAAUUUAUACAAACACAGAAAAUCUCAUGCUCACUCAGUCAAAGCUGGGACAGUGCCAUUUUCAGAACUGGGUUCUUACAAUGUCAACAUGGAGGACCGGGGAUCUUUAGAAGGAGAAGGAGAGUUCUACUCUGAUCCUGAGCAGAGCUCGGACACGGACGAAGACGAUUCAUCGCUCUUGGACACUGUUUCAGUGGAGGAACCCGAUAGCACCACUGCUGUUAAAGUACUGAAUCUCAUUGCCCAGAAACAGGGAGUUACAUUAGCAUCAACAUUAUCUGAGGACGGUUCACCCAGGCUCUUGGAGAUCAAUGCUGCUCCAGCUGGUUCUCAGGUCAGCCAUGCAAUCCAAUCUAGCGCCAUCAAGCAGAGGCUGGCACUCCGGCUCUCAGAGAAAAGGAGCAGUGACACUGACACAUCUCUCUCCCUGCCUAGCCAGGGAAGCAAAGGCAGCACAGACUCAGGCUACUUCUCACGCUCUGAGAGUGCUGAACACCAAACAGGUGGUCCUCCCAACACGAACGCCAAGUCCUAUCAAGAGAUAAUGUUUGGAAAGUGUUACAAGCCGAACCCGAAACAACAGACCAUAACUGUUGUGACUUGCAGGACAGACUUAAUGAGCGAUCGUAAGACAUCGGAGCGAGGUGUUUCCCGCGUAUUCACACAAGAAAAGGAAUCAACGGUUGAAUCGAUCAGAAUAAACACACAUUCAUUUACAAGAGAGGCCAUUAAGGAGGCUCAACUAGAGCUCUCUGAUUCUGGACAGCUGGUCCGGAGCAACUCGAUGCCCACGUCCUCGGUGGCAUGUCAGGACAUGUCACAAGGCCUGCGAGGCAGCCACUCCUUUGAUGAAAGGGCGUCCCCUGGAGGCAUUAAGAGACUUACGAGACAGGCUGCCUUUGAACAUUCUGCACACGAUGGACCUCCUGACCACUACGGAAACAUCUCUGAUAUUUCCAACCUUGGAGUGGAGAUGGACAGUUUCAUCAUCCAACAAAAGCAAGCGAUGGAAUAUGCAACGAGGAAACGGCGGAAGGAAAACUGUGUUGCGGAGGAGGAGGAUGUAGGAGGCCAGUAUCACACAGACUAUGACCACUCUGAAGAGAUGAGGGACUAUGAUUCAAAGCAAACCUCUCAAGGUGCUCUAACCACUACAUCCUCAGUGAAAGGAUAUGCCCAAAGCGUUCACACACAGGAUAGAACACAACGUGAUAGACUGGAAAGGGAAAUGUGGGAAAAGAGAGAGCGAGAAGAGAGAAGAUCUUUAGGUAACGUCAUCUCUGUGAUUCAACACACGAACUCCCUUACCAGGUCUCUCUCUGAACAGUCAGAUUCUUACAACUACCAGAGACUGGAUAAGUCUUCCUCAAUGGACGUGGUGGAGCAAAGCGAAACUAGAGAGAUGCACAAAAGGACUGAGAUCUUUGCACACCAGUUGAGUGACAGUAGAUUAUUAGAUAAGUCGUAUCAAAUGACACCUAAGCUAGUUCGUCAGUCUAACAUACCGGUCCCAGAGAUCAGGGUGACUGUAGAACCAGACAGUCCAGAGAAAGAAAAGGCAGCGGAGGUGAAACAGGUGAAGGCGAAGGAGCCCGAUAGACAUAUAGAGGAGUUCCAAUGGCCUCAGAGGAGUGAAACCCUGUCUCAGUUCCCCCCAGAGAAACUCCCUCCAAAGAAGAAGAGACUGCGCUUAGCUGACUUGGAGCACUCCUCUGGCGAGUCUAGCUUCGAGUCGGCUUGUACGAGCCUCUCCCGGAGCCCCAGUCAAGACAGCAACCUAUCCUACUGCUCCAGCUUCUCGUUUGACCGAGAGGAGAAAGAGAGAGAGGUUAUCCCCAAGCCAGCUUCCCCGGCGGCCAGACAGGAUGAGUUUGGCAAAGCAUUGGAGUUCUUAGCGGUGCCAGGAAGCGGCUACUCCCUCUCUGUCCUGAACCAACGUCAACAACAUGAAAUGAGACGUACCUCUUCAGAACAGGCACCGUGCCACUCCCAGUGCAGAGAGCUCCCAGAGGUCCGCAGCGUAUCGUUUGACUAUGGCAGUCUUUCUCCAACGGCCAAAGUUAGACAUGCGGAACUCAGCGCCAGCUACUCGGAGCCCAGACGGGGUAACUUGGUAAGACAGGAGUCCUUGAAUGUUAACCUUGAAUUUGCACAUCCAGUCCUUCCGCUAAAUAUUCUUCCUCAGUACCUCAGCAGUGCCCUGUCGUUCUCAUCCACCGCUCUGCACUCUCAGUGUCUGCCAAUGUUCUCCCCUCAGCCGUCACACUCUGGUCUCCUAGUUCCUGUUAGAAUCCAGACUCACGUACCAUCCUAUGGUAGCAUCACAUACACCACUGUGUCCCAAAUUGUAGAUGAUCCGUUCGAAAGCGUUAACUCCACCAGAACCUCUUUACUCACUUCUCACUUCGCAAAUUUAGCCACGAAUUUGGAUACAUCUAAUCUCUUAUUAGGACACCCUCGAGGACUGUUGACCAGCCCAGUCCAGGUUCACGUUCUAGAUCUGCCCCCAGCUAAGCUGAAGACAGGCAUCCCUCUCUCCCUGACCUCCAGGACGAUCUCCACCACCAACUGUGGAUCCAGUGGUGGGUCCAACAAGCGCAUGUUGUCUCCGGCCAGCAGCUUGGACCUAUUCAUGGAGGUCAAACAGCAGAAACGCGUCAAAGAGGAGAAAAUGUACGGUGAGAUAGUGGAGGAGUUGGGUGCUGUGGAAUUAGGGAAUUAUAAUGUGACUGAAGAGAACAAGCACAGUUUAAAGUCAGAGUUUCAAAGUGACACCAACCAGGGAGCAUCACUGUCAGGCUUUCCUUCAAAAUCCUCUUUGUCUGCCUCGUCAUCGCUUCAUUCUCAUAACGAGCCAGCAAGUGGAAGCUUCAUCUCACCUCAGCAACAAGGGUCAGAAAGUCCUGAUUCCCCUAUGGAUAACUCCCCAACAGAAGCAAGCCUACAUCCACAUGCUCUGCUUUCUCUAAAGGAUUUCAAUGAGUCUGGCAUGGACAGCAAGGCACAGAUGGAGGUGCUGGUGCAGCUAGUCAAAGGUCAGGGCAUCCUCAUCUCUGACGGGGAAAACACCAAACGGAUAUCUCAAUUUCCAAGUCUCCGCACAAUGACAGCUGUGAGUUGGUGCUAUCUGAACUACACCAAGCCAAACAGCACUCACAGCAGCUCUCCCCUGUCCUCUGUGUACGCUACGUGGUGCAUCAGUUCCCAUAACCCCAACCCUCCUAACCUCAACACCAGUGACACCUUGGCUCUGCUCCGCUCCAAACAGACGACUAACACAUGGUCGUACAUGGCUGCCAUGUACCAACCUGGGACCGGGAAGCUGGUCUCCUCCUCACUCUUAUGGAGGCAGAGGCUCGGGCUGCUACAGAGCAAACCGGAGCUCAAAGAGCUGGAAGGGAGCUCCUAUGGAAGGAAAGUGAAGGAUGCCAGCUGCAGGGUAAAAGCCGGGAAGGAGGACUGGAAAGAGAGGGAGGUCUCCUCGAAACAAACAGCAGUGCCAACACCAACACCAACACCAACACCAACACCAACCCGGAUCAAAAUAUUUGAAGGAGGGUUCAAGUCCAAUGAGGACUAUGUGUACGUGAGGGGCCGAGGCCGGGGGAAGUAUAUCUGUGAGGAGUGUGGCAUCCGUUGUAAGAAACCCAGCAUGCUGAAGAAACACAUACGCACCCACACUGACGUCCGGCCCUACGUCUGCAGGGUCUGCAACUUCGCUUUCAAAACUAAAGGAAACCUGACCAAGCAUAUGAAGUCAAAGGCUCACAUGAAGAAGUGUCUUGAGCUUGGUGUGUCAGUCACAGUGGAUGAUACAGAGACACUGGAAUCUGAUGAUAUCCAGCAAGACUUGAAGACCGGGGUCUUGAGCACAGCCAAACACCAGUUCUCAGAUGCAGACGACUCCGAUGGCAUGGAUGAAGAGAUUGACGACAUCGAUGAAGAUGAUGAGGACGAGGACGACUACGACGGUGACUGUACUCCCAAGAUCCUUUCCCGGAGCACCAGCCCUCAGCCCUGUGGCGUAGCCUCUCUGUCGGUCACAGCUGCCGCUGUCAUCCAGGGUGUGUCGUCAGACGUCCAUGGCUGUCCCCUCAGUUCCUUCCAUCCCCUCCCCAGCUGCCUCUCAACCUACACCCUGUCGGGCAUCGAUGUCCACCCCCAUCCCCAUCCCCAUCCCCAUCCCGCCUCCACUGUCAGGAGGACAGGGCCAGACCGGAGGACUGUCUUGGCCUCCAGCCUGGACAAGGAAGACUGUAGCCUGGACAUGCUGUCUCCUGACCAGGGCUGUCUGUUCUUUGACCCCUACCCCACCUGUCUGCUGUCCCCCGGCUGGGAGUCCCCUCUGAGGGAACCGCCUAACUCCCGUCUCGGCUACCCCUCAACCCGGAGAGACCUCUCCCCCCGGGGACGCGCCUCACCUCGAUGGGACACCUCCCCGCUGAGGCCCAGCUCCCCCAACCUCACCCCCAUCCAGCACCUCUUCCCGGCCUGUAUGGAGAGGCCCCUGUCCCCAAGUGGAGUGGACCUGGCUGGGAGGAGACAGAGGGUGGUGCUCAGGGCUGUGUCUCCACGUAGAGGGGGCUCACAACAUAGAGACUCUGGGGAUAAAACCAGGCAGCAAGCCAAGGCUGAACUGGCCCAGCAGGGAGAAACCAUUGAAAUGGAUAUGGAUCAGAGGAGAAGCGUGCCUCCCUGCCUGCCUGGGUCCGCCUGCUCCAGUUGUCCCCGUCAGAACCUCUUCAGCCACCUCCCCCUACACUCUCAGCAGCAGGCUGGGACUCUCCUACCGAUGGUGCCUAUCGGAGGGAUCCAGGUACUGCGCGCUCUGCCCUCCUGCAGCUCUGACCGGACCCAUCUGUCAGCCCUAUCCCCUCAAAAGACUGAGCUCCACCAGGACAGCACUAAGGAGGGAUCUGUUCGUCUGGCAGCCCUCGGUGCAGAGGACUCAGGAGCCCGGCAGCAGGAGAGGGAGAGGGGGAUGGAGAGGGAGAUGGAGAGGGAGACCGGGAUGGAGAGGGAGAGGCUGUCCCCCCUCCAGACACCCCGGGACUCUGAGGAGGAGAACACCCCUGUCUCUGUCCUCAUGGUCAGGAACCCUAAGCAGGAAGAGGUUCUUCAGACCUGCACCAAGGCCAUCGCCUCCCUCAGGAUCACCUCUGAAGAGCAUCUAUAGACUGGGGUUGCAUCCCAAAUAGCACCCUAUUCCCUAUAUAAAGCACUACUGUUGACCAGAGGGCUCUCGUCACAAGUAAUGCACUAUAUAAGGAAUAGUGUACCAUUUGGGCCUUUCCUCAUAUGGGACGUUCUUUGGUGCUUCCUCCAGGAGCAGCUGAGCCCCCCCAUCCAACGUCCAGUCCUCAGCUAGCAUGGUUCUAGAUCAAUUAGCGCUGUCUUGACAACUGCUAUGGUCACACCAACUUCUCUGGUCACAUAUGAGUUGGCAUGACAGCACAAAUAGAUAUGGAACCAGGCUACGUCUACAGUUCCUCUCAACCUCAUUCCACUAGACAGGCAGGCAGGCAGGCAGGCAGGCAGACAGACAGACAGACAGACAGACAGGCAGGCAGGCAGGCAGGCAGGCAGGCAGGCAGGCAGACA